AUCAACCCCACAGGCUUUAAAAACAACAGCAGUUUACUGUCUGUUUAUGUGGGUCACGGGACAGAGAGAGGACAGAGGUAUUUUCUAGUCCAGCAAGGGAGGCACGAUGCGCUCCCUCUUGUUGCUGUGGCUGUGUGCGGCCCUGCCAGCUCUGCUGUGGGCCUCUCAUGUCACUCUGGAGGUGGAGGGGGACAACAAUGCCUCCAUGAUUUGCAGACCUGCCCCUCACUGGGAUAUUAAGGGAAAGGCACCCAUGAAAGCGCUGCUGGGAAAUGUGGUCGUGGUGGCACUGCUGAAGGCCAGCUGACAUUUCUGUCUCACUCAGGCCUCCAAGAUCGGAGGCCUGCGUGAGAAGCUGAAGCGCAGCAACAUCACUGAAGUUUCUUUUAUGAUAGUAAAUGAGAGGGAGGCUCAGUCCAGAGCAAUGUACUGGGAGCUGAAGAGAAGAGCGCCCACCGAUGUUCCUGUGUACCAGCAGGCUCCACUUCAGAAUGAUGUGUGGGAGGCUCUGGACGGAGACAAAGAUGACUUCUUGGUCUAUGAUCGCUGUGGACUGCUCACCUUCCAUAUCGUGCUGCCUUACAGUUUCCUUCACUACCCCUACGUCGAGGCUGCAAUCAGAGCAACUUACUUUAAAGACAUCUGCAACUGCACUGCCCUUGAUACUUUGUCAAACAUCGACCCUUCAUCCAUAACACCCGUGGAUGAUGAAGAAGAGGAUCCACCUCCUCCAGAUCGUAAACUUCAGCAUGAACAUCAGCAUCAACACCACCAUCCUUUUGACCACAACCCUCAUCCCCAUCACCCUCAAUACGACCGGAAUCAAUCCCAGCCUGUGCGCCAUACACGUCAUAACAACACUCAACCCCAUCAGCAUCGCCAUCCACAUAUCCACCAACAUCAUAAUCAUAAUCAUCACCAAGAUUAGCCACAGUCAUCAUGGUGGUACAGACGUGGAUAAAUCAGACAUCAGUCUGAUUCCCUAUUUCACAUGGCAGCCAUUUCCCUCAAAUAUGAAGCUCAUGAUAGGAGGCUGAAACACUCGUAUCUUCUAAUACUGCUUUUUUUAGUUUUUAAAUUGUGUGAAUGAAGAAAAAUUGACCAGUUAAAAUUGUUGUAACGCUUUGUGACUGAUCAGCAACUAAAAAAGUCAAUGAGUGGUGAAAAACCUGGGUGAAUAGAACUGCAUUUGUAGGUCAAAACAACAUGUUUGAUUAUUCUGCUCAUAGAAGCAGUCAUUAACUCCAUAUCUUCUAUUAGUAUAAACUAGGAGGUAGAUAAAUAUUAACAUUAGUUUGAUACAAUAUGAGAGGAAAUGAUUUAAUUCCUAGUUACUAUCAAAGAUACAAUAUGUAAUUUCUGCACUGAAAUAACUUACAGCAUGUCUGUCUGUCUUGAUUUACAAACCACUCCUGCUCCAAUAGCCCUUGAUUCCUCUCAGAGGACUUCUUAGGUGUGCUGGUUCGAAACAGGUUCCAAAAAACCCCCCCACAAAUAUGUAGAUUUUCAAUACAAUCAAAAAUUUUUUGCCCUCCCCAUCUCUGUCCACCACUGCGUCACUUCCCCCUGUAUAACAAAUACGCUCAUGCUAAGGUCUAUAAUUUUUUUAUUGAGGUUAUCUCAUUGUGACAAUAUGGCAUAAUUGAUAUGUCUGUUAAUUGCAUUACUUCCUAAAAGGUAAAGAUACAAGUGCAUUUAGAACUCAAACUUCCAUUUAUUACAAUAUCUGAUGCUAUUUUAUGAAGGUAAACUUCCAUUGCCAGCGUUUCAGUGGACUAGUCUUUCAGUUUAAAAGGUGAAUUCUGAAUUUUCAGUAUUUUAACAGGACAUGUCGUUUUAUGGAGGGCGCCAAAGGUUGCGAGUUCAAUCGCCCAAACAUCCCUCUGUAACAUGGAAAGCCCUCACACUAGGCAUUUCCAGCCAGCUUAGACCAGCACUGCUCAGCGGCCUCCUUCCCAGUACUACUCCUUGUUUUGAAUUGAGGACUCUGUUCAAUAAAGACAUCACCUCACAAGGCUUAUUUACUAACCAGAAAACAGAUGUUUUGUUUUCAUUCAGAAGUUUCUCAUAAUCAGGAAGAAAUGCACUGAAAAAGGCACUUCCGGUUAGCGCUGGAGGCGGUCCCAGAAGGCCUGCUGGAGUGCAUGACUGUUUCUGACUCAGUCUCCUCCUUUUAACAUUUUAUUUUGAUUUUUUUAUGUAGUAAGUGACAACAUUAAAAUUGUAAUGGAUUACAGUACCCCCCCCCCCCAGAAUAUACACAAAUAAAGCUAAAAUGACAGAUUUUUAAAAAAUAUAUGUAUAUUAAAAAAACCUACUAAUACACUGAAAGCUACUUAAUAACAGUUAGUUACUUUCCACUCUGAUGAUAAGUGAUAGAGUUUUUAUAUUUUCAGUUCUGGUCUUUUUCGAGGCAGUGAUUUCAAAAAUUAGUGAGAUUUCCUACUUUUACACAACUUUGGAUGUAGUUUUAUGACAUUACAGUAAGCUUUGCAGCAAUGUGAAUACAGUAGAAUUCUUUAGUUGAACUUGCUUUUUAGUGUUUUGCUAGAAUGUUUUUACUUGUGUAUUUUACCAUUGGUGUUUUAUUUUGACUUUGUUAGCAGUUCACUGAGUAGUUGGGAAUCUGUUCCAGCAGUGCUCAGACUGGUUUUCUGUUAGCUUGCUCACACCUUACUCCUCUGUGUUCAUAAUGCCACCUGUCCCAGCCCGUCCUCUCCCAUUAAUGAAGUCUACAGUGUCAAACCUGCUGCAGGAGGCUGUAGGUGGAUGUGUGAGGAGAGAGCGGACGGAUCGAUGGUCAUUCUGACACAGACGGAGUUUAAGGAUGUUGAGCAUGCUGAUGAGUAAACCUCUGUGAGAUUUCUGUCUGGAUAUUUUCCUUCCUGUUCAGUUUCUGCUUCUGUCAGUUCUUUCUGUUAGGAUUUGGACUUUGCUGCUAAAUGACUGUGUACAUAAAAGCGCUUCCAGAACUUAACAUGCCCUCUUUUAUCCAAAACUUGUGCAUGUAUUUGGAAGUGAUUCAAUAAAGAUAUUACGA
This is a messenger RNA of Cheilinus undulatus (humphead wrasse), 3040 nucleotides long. It is a transcript of the gene selenop2, whose product is annotated as selenoprotein P2. Gene Ontology annotation, biological process: selenium compound metabolic process. NCBI's taxonomy places the organism in Eukaryota, Metazoa, Chordata, Actinopteri, Labriformes, Labridae. The record is from RefSeq and is a predicted model, not a curated record. Gene Ontology annotation, molecular function: selenium binding. The transcript has 5 exons. Gene Ontology annotation, cellular component: extracellular region.